AUGCACGAUUUGAGGAAAAAUCAUAAAUUUCAAAUAGGGGCAGUAGCAGAGCCGAGAGUUAGUGGGUUCCGAGCUGAUAAAAUUAUUGAAAAACUGAAAUUUGAGUCUAGCUUUAGAGUUGAGGCUCAAGGGAUGUCGGGUGGAUUAUGGUUGAUGUGGAAUAAUUCGAAUGUUAAUGUUAAGAUAUUGAAUUCUUCUCGGCAUUUUAUACAUGGAAGUGUUGAUAAAGGGAGCAGUGAGGCUUGGUUAUUUACAGUAGUUUAUGCUAAUCCCAAUGCUAUUUUAAAAAAACAGUGCUUUGAAGAAGUUGCUAAUUUGGCUAGAAAUGUCAGAUUACCAUGGAUGGUUAUUGGGGAUUUUAAUGAGAUCCUGAUGGCUACGGAAAAAUCCGGGGGAGUUGGAGUAGAUAAUCGUAGAAUUCAUCGUUUUGCUAAAUGGGUUCAAGAAUGUAAAUUGAUAGAUUUAGGCAGCAAAGGUCCGAAAUACACAUGGAGAGGGGGUAUUAGAAAUGGUUAUAUGCGGGUUCAGGAAAGAUUGGAUAGGUGUUUUGGUAAUGCUCAGUGGAGGCAGCUGUUCCAAGAUGCUAAUGUGUUAGUUCUUCCAAGGGUUAGGUCAGAUCACCACCUUAUCUUGGUAGAGCUCAAGGAGCAGAGAGUUACAGUUCAAGGAGAAGGAAGACCGUUUCGGUUUGAAGCAGCCUGGCUACAACAUAGGGAGUUUGCAGAAUUCUUGAAAAAUCAAUGGGAGACGGAUGCAGAGGUGCCAACAGCCUUAGAAGGUUUGACGGUGCAGUUGAAGAUAUGGAAUAAAUGGGUGUAUGGCAACAUUUUCCAGAAGAAAAGAAAGGUUUUGGCGAGAUUAGGCGAAAUUCAGAAAGCAAUAGCGGUUAGAGGAAAUCCGCAUCUGUACCAAUUGGAGGAUGACCUAUCGGCUGAAUAUAAUCAAAUUCUUAGACAGGAGGAGAUUCACUGGUUCCAGAAGUCAAGAUGUAAUUGGAUCUCUUUUGGAGAUAGGAACACUUCCUAUUUCCACACGAAGACCAUCAUUAGAAGGCAAAGGAAUAAAAUAAAAGCUUUGAAGAAUGAGCUGCAGGUUUGGGUUUGGGAGGAAAAUAAGUUAAAGGAUAUGGCUAGGGAGUUUUAUCAAAAAUUAUUUUGGCAAGAUCAGGAGGAGACUCGGGAAGAUAUUCGGUUGGAGGGUAAUUUUCCAAUUAUUGAUCAAAACCAUAUAAAUCAGCUAGAAGCCCCAAUUCUAGACGAUGAAAUUAAGGCGGCUAUAUUUGGGAUGAAGCCUUAUAAAGCCCCGGGACCGGAUGGGUAUCAGCCAAUAUUUUAUCAGUCUCAGUGGCAUGUGAUUGGCCAAUCUUUUUGCAGGUAUGUUAGAGACAUUUUUACAAGCAAUAAGGACAUGUCGAGAAUAAAUCACUCAUAUUUAGUCUUGAUUCCAAAAGUCCAGAUGCCUGAGUACCUACAUCAGUUUAGACCAAUUGGUCUUUGUAAUGUGAUUUUAAAGGCAUUGUCAAAAGUAAUAGUGGGGAGACUACAAGCUUUGAUGCCAAAUCUCAUCAGUGAAGUGCAGAGCAACUUUGUGCCGGGAAGACAAAUUACAGACAAUAUUAUCGUUGCCCAGGAAGUCAUUCAUUCCAUGCGCAAGAUGAAAGGUAAAAAAGGCUUUAUGACGAUUAAAGUGGAUCUUGAAAAAGCUUAUGAUAUAUUAAGCUGGAAGUUUAUCAGAGAAACUCUCAUUGAUGCUAGACUUCCUAGUGAUCUAAUAAGAGUCAUCAUGCAGAGUAUAGAAACACAAACACUUAGUGUGCUGUGGAAUGGAAGUGCAACUCAGAAAUUCAGUCCUAACAGAGACGACAUGUUGUUGUUUACAGAGGCAAGUAUGGAUCAGCUGGAGAGAGUUACUAAAUGUCUUGAUACUUUUUGUGCAGCGUCGGGGCAGAAGGAGAAUCAUCUUUGGGUAAAAGUUCUAAAGGACAAGUAUAUGAGCACUAGGAGAAGGGAAGGUAAUCCGGUGGCAAUACCGUCUGACUCAGUGUUGUGGAAGGCCAUUUGUAAAGAAUGGGACACGGUGAACCAGAAUGCAACCUGGAAUGUAGGGAAUGGCAAACGGAUUUUAUUUUGGAGAGACAGUUGGUUGGAGAGUUAUGGGCCUAUCAUUAAUCAUUUAGAGAGGGAGGUGCAGGUAGAGACUCUUGAUUAUACGGUGGCUGAUAUGGUGGACGAUAGGGGCAAUUGGAAAUGGGAUGUGUUUGCCCAUCUAAUUCCUAUACAAAUUGUGAUGAGCAUUGUUGGAUACACUCCACCAAUGCAAGAUGGAAUAGACGACACGGUGGGUUGGGAUCAUUCUUCAAAUGGAAAGCUUACAGUCCGAACUGCUUAUAUGGUUUUAGAGGAAAGGGGGGAGAUGGAUCAAGACCCUAUUUGGAGGUUGAUUAGAAAGUGGCAAGGCAUGGAGCGUAUCAAAGUGUUUCUUUGGACGGUAGCCCAUAAUUCUAUUAUGACCAAUGACCUGAGAUAUCGGAGACAUUUAACAGCUAAUAGAUUUUGUGAUCAUUGUGGUACUGAAGUGGAAACAUUAACCCAUGCGUUGCGCGAUUGCCCUAAAGCUCGCAAAAUUUGGGAGGUGUUCGUAAAGGUAGAGAAUAGAGAGUUAUUCUUCAGUCAAAAUUGGUAUGCAUGGCUGGUAUCAAAUAUGUCCGCCAGAAAUAGAAAUACGGAUCAUGGGGCUUGGUCGUUGGAAUUCGGAAUAGCUCUAUGGUAUAUUUGGAAAGAAAGGUGCAAUAGAGUUUUUGGAGUAGAUCAGGGUAAUUGGUUUAGGGCUAUUCUUGCUAUAAAAAGAAUGGUCCGGGAUACUGAGUUUACUCAAAGGCAUGGUAAUGAUGAGGGAAGAAGCAGUAAGGAAGAUACUCAGGUUGGGUGGAAAUACCCACAAGAAGAGCGGAUCAAGCUAAACGUGGAUGGAUGCAGCAAAGGAAAUCCAGGAGUGGCAGGUGCUGGAGGAGUGAUUAGAGACCAUUUGGGAGUGUGGAUAGGGGGAUUUGCAAGGAAUAUUGGUAUUUGUUCGUCAGUUAAUGCAGAGUUAUGGGCGGUCUAUGUUGGGCUUCAACUUGCAUGGGAUAGAGGGUUUAGGAAGGUGGAUUUGGAAUCCGAUUCCAAAGUUGUAGUGGGUCUCAUUAAUGGGGAUAGUGUGAGAGUGGACAUGAAUUAUAAUAUAAUUAUGCAUAUUAUAGGUAUGUUAGGGAGGGAUUGGGAAGUAACAACUUAUCAUGUGUAUAGGGAGGCCAAUUGUGUGGCCGAUUGGUUGGCAAAUUAUGGGCUAACUAGGGAUUUAUUAGACAGGGGAUCAGAUGUGUUAGAAGAACCACCGUCGGGGCUUUAUCCCUUAUUGUAUUAUGACCUGAUUGGGUCUACUGUUACUCGUUCAAUUUAG
Molecule: messenger RNA, 3438 nt
Organism: Populus trichocarpa (black cottonwood)
Lineage: Eukaryota; Viridiplantae; Streptophyta; Magnoliopsida; Malpighiales; Salicaceae
Exons: 3
Coding region: 1-3438 (1145 amino acids)
Molecular function (GO): RNA-DNA hybrid ribonuclease activity; nucleic acid binding
Source: RefSeq, a predicted model, not a curated record